AUGGCCGAAGAAACAGAGUCGCCGCAGACAGAAAAAGAAUCGGGAGAGCAGCCAGAAAGUCCGAGCAACGAGAAUGUGCUAGACGAACAAGCUGUUGCUGCGCUCCUGAAGGAGAUCGAAGCAUCGCAGCCAUCGAGAAUGGACCUUGCUCAGCGAGCACCGAUAGAGCGAGUCAAAUUCGAGCUAGAGCCUAUGGACAUGCUGCUUGAGUCGUGUCUUAGCUUAAUGCUCACUCAGAUAGGAAUUCAACAUGUUACGCGAUCGGCUCUAAACCAGCUGACCCUUCUUGCUGUCAAACACAUUGACCUAGUGUUCUCGCAACUCCACAGAAUAACAGAGGUGCAGCGCAGACGACAGCCGGGGAAGGCCGAUUUGAGGACGCUUGAAAAGCUAGGUGUAAUUGAUUUCAAUUCCAUCUACGAGGCUUUUUUGUUGACGAAGAAGCUAGACUGCCAGAAUUUACAGAAUAUCGAUCGCAGAGCACGUAGGUUGUGCGAAAUUCUAGAUAAACCCGCAGAGGAUGAGAUUGUGACCGAGCAGGAUCCGGCGUUUGUGUUUUUCAACGACACUUCCUCUGUGAUUUCGCAAGUGGUUCCGCCCAGCGUGGGUCCAAAAGAGUAUAUCCCGAGCUGGAUGCCACCGCUCCCACCAGACCACACCUACCGUGCGACUCCGAAGUACACCGCUGUGAUUGAGGAUCCGAUCAAGAUGCGCGAGCAGCUGGUCCAGGAGGCCAGACUUGGAGAAAAGGCUUUGCAUCACAUUUUGGACCUCAAAGACAACGUGGUUCCUGUUGAAAAGGGCGAGAGUGAGCCUGAGCUGGACACAGAUGUGAGCUCUGAAAGUGAGCAGAAGGAGGUGCAAGAAAACGAAGAACCAGAGUCGCGUGAGGGCAAGUUUGACAUUGUUGCGUUGGCUGCCAGACGGCUUGCUGCUCUUGAGAGACGGAGGCAGGAGAAAGAGAAAAAGUACAAGGAGCGUACCGAGUCACAAGAAGCCGUUUUGGGGCGGGUUCUUGGGUUCUACACAAAGUCGAGCGGGCGCCCUGAGAAUUUCAAUAAUGAUAUCAGAAGCAUCUACGACCAAACGUACGAUCAAGUGGUCAGUGGACUCAGGACCCAGCAGAAGAAGCGGAUAAGACAAGUCCAGUUGGAGAAAGAGAAGCGCGAGCGCAUGCAAGAAGAGAUCCGCAUUCCAGACUUUGGUGGCAAGGUUCACGAAGAAGCCGAUUUUGAUAUCGAUGACUUUGAGCUUGACGAGAUCAUGGAAGACGUGGAAAAGGAGCAGGGCGAGUCCAAGGAUAACGUCGUGGCAGAGGUCUCUGCCACGCAUGUUGAGCCCACCGGGUCAGGGCCUGCGACUGAAAAUUCUCCCUCGCUGGUAUCAGAGCCUGCAGAGGAUGCGAUAUCUGACGAAGACGUUGAUAUGGACCUGUUCGAAUAA
Ogataea haglerorum is the source of this 1443-nucleotide messenger RNA. RefSeq lists its product as uncharacterized. Gene Ontology annotation, molecular function: protein heterodimerization activity. Gene Ontology annotation, cellular component: transcription factor TFIID complex. Bases 1 to 1443 code for a protein of 480 amino acids. The record is from RefSeq and is a predicted model, not a curated record. Lineage: Eukaryota; Fungi; Ascomycota; Pichiomycetes; Pichiales; Pichiaceae. The transcript has a single exon. Gene Ontology annotation, biological process: transcription initiation at RNA polymerase II promoter.